CGAGACAGGGGUAUAUCGCCACGCAGAUCCAACAGAACCAGUCCGAAUCGCAUACAUCAUCCCAGAGCCAGAAGAACCGAUAAUCGUUUUGACGGCUUUCUUCCGACAACAGCUGCUGCACUUUAUCACGACUUGCGGGGAUGUGCGAGCUUACGUCAUUAGUGUACAUUGAGAGCAGAGAGACGCCCGCUUACACCUAUAAUUUCCGACAUUCCAAAAUAUCCACCAGAGGUGUGUCCAAUGGCAAGAAAUGGGAGGAGCCAAUCGAAUGUCACCUUGGCAACCAAACAGAGGUUGAUUCACUAGCAAAGAAACGCCCUGCGGUGUAGAGGGGACGUCAAGCAACUGGUUUUCAAUGGUUGAUACGCACGCGCUUUCCACACAUACACACAAAUCCAGUCAGAGUAGCUGAAUUUCGACAAAGUGUGUACAAGUGUGUAGAACCGGUGAGGAAGGGCGGGAUAGCUAGCAGACAAAUAUGUGUAAGACUUGGGGUGGGUUAACGUUAACAUAACGUACAACAGCGGCCUGCACCAGCACCGCGUUCAAAGAACACUUGAGAGCUCAAUGUUUGUUAGUAAGCCAAAUAGUAAGUAGGUAUUCCCCUCUGCAAACAGUCGCAUUCGAGAGCAGCUAGAGAUCACCAGCGCAUCAUCACCGCCGUCGUUGUCUUUGCUAUUAUUGUCAUCACCUCGACUUUAUGUCGAUAUUUCGGUUUUUUUAUUUGCAACCAAAAAUAAACGGUUCUUAAAAGUUUUGUUUUCGGAAAUUACUUUCUAUAUCCACAAAUAUAUCUCUAUACUGAUACCCACCUAGUAGAGUACGAGUACGAAUACGAGAACGAGACCGACCGACCGACCAUUGUAAUCGCAUCGCACAUAUAUCGUGCUGUUGUUCUAUUGCGAAUCGAUUGCGGUUAAAAUAAAUAAAUUAAUCUUGUGCAUUUGUCAAUAAAGAUGAACCAACAUUCGCUUAGAUUAAAUUAAGUUAAAUUUGCAGGGGCGAAAGCGAGUGCGAACGCAAACGCGAACCUGUUGCGACGACCAUAGAUAAAAAUAAAAUAAUAAUAUCUAUUAGGUAGGUCGGCCUACCAAAACCCUCUACGGUCUACGCUCAUUUGUACCACGCGAAUUUGUGUAAAUAAACAAAAGAUAUAUUAACGAAAAUAUUAUCAAACGAUUGUCUAAUUGAUUAAAUAUACAUAAAGUAUUAAUUGUAUUUGUUGUUAUUGUUGUUGUCUAAUGUGUUUACUACCUGACGUUACCGCUGCCGGGUCACAAAAUCACAUCGAACUAUGUUUACCAAAAUCAUUGACAGCCCAAUUUCGAUAAUUUUCGGUGUGGAUUCGCUCGCUCAAGUGUAUUUACCUACCCACUUGUAAUUAAAUAAAUUUUACAAACAAAACAAUAAUAAUUGUAUAGUGUGAUCUGAUUGAUAACUGUUUUAUCGAUUGUUUAAUUGUGACUUAUUAAAACAACCUUAAGCCAUCAAUGAAUAUAGUUGUACUGUGUUUUGAAUAAAAGCAAAAUCUAAAAACAAACUUAGCAAACCACACAUUUAUUUCUUGAAUCAAGUGAUACAAAUCAACUGCAAACAUUAAGCUCCAAACGGACCGAGGAUAUCCUCCUCAAGCCCUUACAAUUGACAUCAUGCAGAAGCUGUAUGCGGACGCACCGACUAGCGCUUCUGUCAGCAUGGCGGGCGGGGGAAACAGUGGUGGCGGAGGAGGCACGGGAGGCGGAGGUGGUGGGGGGAAUAGCAGUGGUGGUGGAGCUGUUACAAAUCCCUCUUCAAAUGGCGGCACCAUGAGUCCUUUGACACCGUCGGCCUACGGAAUGAAUCCAAUGGGUAUGACAGUUGGUGGCAUGACAUCCGUUUCACCACAAAGUGCGGCAACUUUCGGCUCCAGUGUACUUGGAUCUGCAGCAGCAGCAAGCAUGAGCAGCAUGGGUGCAGCUGCGGCAGCCAUGAACUCAAUGGCAAACAACUGCAUGACACCUAGUUCCAUAAGUUACGCAUCUAUGGGUUCGCCGCUUGGCAACAUGGGCUCAUGUAUGGGUGGAGGUGGCAUGUCGACUAUGGCUGCGAUGGGCGGCUACACAUCAAUGGCAAACGCUAGGGACCUAGAUGCAGGGUCCCCGAAUUCAAGUGUUUUACAGAGAUCCCGGGUUGAAAAGCCCACAACUUAUCGAAGGAGUUACACUCAUGCUAAGCCUCCGUAUUCUUACAUCUCGCUCAUAACAAUGGCAAUACAAAACAAUCCAACCCGCAUGCUAACACUCUCAGAAAUUUACCAAUUCAUUAUGGAUCUAUUUCCAUUCUACAGGCAGAAUCAACAGCGUUGGCAAAACUCAAUUCGCCAUUCGUUAAGUUUCAACGACUGCUUUGUGAAAAUCCCUCGCACUCCGGAUAAGCCCGGUAAGGGAUCAUUCUGGACGUUACACCCAGAUUCUGGCAAUAUGUUUGAAAAUGGCUGCUAUUUAAGGCGUCAAAAGCGUUUCAAAGACGAAAAGAAAGAAGCUAUUCGACAACUUCACAAAAGCCCUUCGCACAGCAGUCUAGAUGCUACAAGUCCCGGUAAGAAAGACAGCCAUCACGAUGAUCAUUCCCAUCAUCAUCAGCAUCAUAAUCGAGACCACCAUCACCAUCAUAGUAAAGACGGUUCAGGUGGAGGUCUUCUAGGAUCCUCACAUAGCAAGGAUGCCGAAACCCUAGCAAUGCUACAUGCCAACGCCGAAUUGUGUCUAGGACAGCAAGCGUCACAGCAUAUUCCACCCGGCCAUCAUCACCACCAUCACCAUCAGCAAAUGCAACCAGAAGAAAUAUCCGCCAUGGUUAACCGAUGUCACCCAUCGCUCAUAAGUGACUACCAUUCCUCGAUGCAUCACUUGAAGCAGGAACCCACUGGCUACACUCCUUCAAAUCAUCCGUUCUCGAUUAAUCGCCUAUUACCGACGGAGUCGAAGGCGGAUAUUAAGAUGUACGAUAUGAGCCAAUAUGCCGCUAGUUACAACGCUCUCAGUCCCCUCACAAACUCACACGCUGCCUUGGGUCAAGAUUCCUACUACCAAAGUUUAGGUUAUCAUGGGCCAACAGGAACUACCAGCUUGUGACAUCAGUAUCCCCUAGCUUAAGCGCAUUUGGAAUUCCGAUAAGUUCUAUUAUUGCAACAUAAGCUAAUGCCGCUUUUUCAAACCUCAAAAUUAAAAAAAAAAAAAAAAAAAAUAUCCUGAAUCUCUCAUUCACAGCGGGCUGCGAAGAAUAUUCGCGUGUUUGGCGGGCUUUCGGUUUCUGACGAAUUUUUAACGUUAUUCGAUUUUACGUUAUCUAUAUAGAAUGUAACAACGAUGAUAUGGCACCUAAAAUCUGUAGAACUACCAACAUAAUAUUGCUGUAGAUAUUCCCCAACGUAAAUCCCAAAUCGUGUUUUCGUAAAUGUAAAUAAAAUAACUUUUCCGUUUUCGAUAAUGCCUUUUCACCAGAAUCUUAUAAUUUUUUUUCUAAUAAGCAACAAUCAAAAGUGAUUUAGAUGAUAAGCGUAGCGUGUAAGAUAUUUUGAAUUUUUUUUUUGUUUAAAGUAAACUUUUGCAAUAUUUGGCGGUAAACAAAAAAAUAUUUCUUCCUGAAUUUUAAUACCUAAAUCAAACACUCCAAAACUCAAGCAUUUCGUUUUUCCAAGAAAACAAGAAUUGGGUUUUUCAUAAUGUCACAUCUACGCCAUUUUGUUUGAUUUUAUUUUCAAACGUAAACGUAACGUAAAAAUCAAUAACUUUCUCCUAUGUAAAUAAAACAUACAAAAUAUAUAAAUAAAUAAAUAAAUUAAAAGUGCAAUUUAAGUUUCCAAUUUGAGCACAAUUAAGCAAAAUCGAAUUUUACAAAUCGAAUUAAAUAAUUAUAUAAACUAUCUAUACAGAAUCUGCACAUAAAACAUUUAUACAUAUAUAUUUACAGUUAUUAUUUUGUAUUUGUAUUUUUUUCUUAAAUAUAAUUUUGUUGAUUUGUUUUCAUGUAAACAUUGUAAUAUAAUAUAUUUUUUUUUUAUUUUUUAACACAUAAAGUAUCUACUAUCAAUGCUAAACAAUAGAUAACUAACGAAUUCAAAAAUAUUAUUCAAUAGGCAAUUUAAAUUGGUUAUUUCAUAAGGUAGGUACAGUUUUUAAAAACUUAGAUAGUAAGCAAAAGUUAAUAAAAAAAUGACUUAUUCCAUUAAAAAAAAUACAUUCUAUACCAACGUAAAAAAAAAAAGAAAACAACUUGUUAAAAUGUAAUUAAAUGCAAUUUAUGUAUAACCAUACAGCAAAAGCCACAAAAAAACAUAAAUUAUCCACUGAAAGUUAUGUCAACAAAGUGUAGCUAUUGUAAUUAUUAAUUAUUUAAUAAGUUUAUUAGCUUAAGUAAACUUUUACGAUUAAACAAAUAACGUUUUUGUCACGAAUCCAUAUUACUAUGAGUAAUAAAAACAAAAAAGAUGUAAAUAAUAAACACAGUAAAUAAAAACAAAUAUUUUCA
Messenger RNA from Episyrphus balteatus (marmalade hoverfly), 4509 nucleotides. RefSeq names its product protein fork head (gene fkh). The transcript has a single exon. Lineage: Eukaryota; Metazoa; Arthropoda; Insecta; Diptera; Syrphidae. Gene Ontology annotation, biological process: anatomical structure morphogenesis; regulation of transcription by RNA polymerase II; cell differentiation. Gene Ontology annotation, molecular function: RNA polymerase II cis-regulatory region sequence-specific DNA binding; DNA-binding transcription factor activity, RNA polymerase II-specific; protein domain specific binding. Bases 1650 to 3113 code for a protein of 487 amino acids. The record is from RefSeq and is a predicted model, not a curated record.